CUCCGUGUGCUCGCCACCCUGAGAGCCACCAUGCCCAUCACUCGGAUGCGCAUGAGACCCUGGCUAGAGAUGCAGAUUAAUUCCAACCAAAUCCCAGGGCUGAUCUGGAUUAAUAAAGAGGAGAUGAUCUUCCAGAUCCCGUGGAAGCAUGCGGCCAAGCAUGGCUGGGACAUCAAUAAGGACGCCUGCCUCUUCCGCAGCUGGGCCAUUCAUACAGGCCGAUACAAAGCAGGGGAAAAGGAGCCAGAUCCCAAGACAUGGAAGGCAAAUUUUCGCUGUGCCAUGAACUCCCUGCCAGACAUUGAGGAGGUGAAGGACCAGAGCAGGAACAAGGGCAGCUCAGCCGUUCGGGUGUACCGGAUGCUCCCACCUCUCACUAAGAACCAGAGGAAAGAGAGAAAGUCCAAGUCCAGCCGCGAUGCUAAGAGCAAGGCCAAGAGGAAGUCAUGUGGCGAUUCCAGCCCUGACGCAUUCUCCGAUGGACUCAGCAGCUGCACCCUGCCUGAUGAUCACAGCAGCUACACAGCCCAGGGCUACCUGGGGCAGGACCUGGACGGGGAGCAGGCCCUUACUCCAGCACUGUCACCAUGUGCCGUCAGUAGCACUCUCCCGGACUGGCACCUGCCUGUGGAAAUCAUACCAGACAGCACUAGUGACCUGUACAACUUCCAGGUGUCACCCAUGCCUUCCACGUCUGAAGCUGCAACAGAUGAGGAUGAGGAAGGGAAGAUCCCUGAGGACAUCAUGAAGCUCUUGGAGCAGUCAGAAUGGCAGCCCACAAGCGUGGAUGGGAAGGGCUACCUGCUCAAUGAACCUGGAGCCCAGCCUACAUCUAUCUAUGGAGACUUCAGCUGCAAGGAGGAGCCAGAAACUGACAGCCCUGGGGGUGAUAUUGGGCUGAGCCUACAGCGCGUCUUCACAGAUCUGAAGAACAUGGACCCCAGCUGGCUGGACAGCAUGCUGACCCCAGUCAGGCUGCCCUCCAUCCAGGCCAUACCUUGUGCACCGUAGCUGGGUCCCUGAGCCCCUCUCACUGCUCUAGGCAAGCAGGACCUGGCAUCGUGGUGGCUAUGGUGCAGAGAAGCGGGGUCCCUGCGGCCCCUCCACAUAGCGAAUCGUGACCCCCUCUCUACCAAGCAGGGAUGGCAUCUUCCCCCCUUGGGUCAGCGGACACGCGGGACCUGCAGGCCAGGGGCUGGGUGUGUCCUUGGGGUGAAGCUGGCGUUGCCUCCUGGGCGAACAGAGGGCAUUGGAGUUCCGAGAUGGGCGACUCAGGUGGAGCCUUGAUGGGAGUUGGCCUCUCGCUUUUCUGUCUCGGCCCAGCUGGCUGGAGAGGGUCUUGCUGGCUGUCACUGACCUGCCCCCCCCCCGUCAGACCAGUGACCUGAGGCGCACAGCUCCCACCCCAGGGCUGGCUCUGCACUAAGAGAGACAACUGCACUAAGUGGAUCUUCCUCCCAAAGAACCGCCUCCCUUCCCUGCUGAGCCCCGGGGACUGUUCCAAAGCCAGUGAAAUGUGAAGAAAGAAGGGGUCUUGCAUGGCGGUGCCCCUCAGCCCCAGAGCAGCUCCGUCCUGCUCCUGCCCUGGCUGAGGGGCUUGGAUGAAACAUGGCACUUUGUCUUGUGGACCUUGCCACAUUUCUUACUCGAGGUGUACACUAACUUUCCCCAAGUUCUUGCGCUUUGCAUUUAUUUAUACAGUGCCUUGCCCGGUGCCCACCACCCCCUCAGUCGCCGACAGCCCUCAGCAGGCUCAGGGAGGGGUGUGUGAGCGUUGUGGUGUGACAGAAUCAGAAACGCCAUCUAACCACUUGAGUCGUGUGUGACCAAAUAGAGAUGUGUGUGUAAAUAUGUACAUAUAUCUUUUUAUAAAA
This is a messenger RNA of Fukomys damarensis (Damara mole-rat), 1874 nucleotides long. RefSeq names its product interferon regulatory factor 1 (gene Irf1). Gene Ontology annotation, cellular component: nucleus. NCBI's taxonomy places the organism in Eukaryota, Metazoa, Chordata, Mammalia, Rodentia, Bathyergidae. Gene Ontology annotation, molecular function: RNA polymerase II cis-regulatory region sequence-specific DNA binding; DNA-binding transcription factor activity, RNA polymerase II-specific. The transcript has 10 exons. Gene Ontology annotation, biological process: immune system process; regulation of transcription by RNA polymerase II. The record is from RefSeq and is a predicted model, not a curated record. The coding region runs from base 31 to 1011 and encodes 326 amino acids.